Eucalyptus grandis is the source of this 1109-nucleotide messenger RNA. RefSeq names its product protein cornichon homolog 4. Gene Ontology annotation, biological process: vesicle-mediated transport. The record is from RefSeq and is a predicted model, not a curated record. The transcript is spliced from 4 exons. The coding region runs from base 221 to 634 and encodes 137 amino acids. Lineage: Eukaryota; Viridiplantae; Streptophyta; Magnoliopsida; Myrtales; Myrtaceae.
AUUUCCAUCUCCGUCCGAAGACAAGCCCCCCCUGGACUUCUUCCUCCGUGUACUCUCUCUCUCUCUCUCUCUCUCUCUCUUCUGCACCUCAAUAGUCAAAAGUCAACUUCCCGAGCUCUCUCUCUCUCUCUCACUCUCUCUGCGGCUUCUGAGAAUUCGGAUUGACCUCGAGAGGAAGGAAGACGAGGCCAAGGGGGAGCUCGAGCGAGCAGUAUCAUUCAUGGAGGAUCUGUUCGGGUGGCUGGUCUCCUUCUUCGCCGUCGUCGCCCUCAUCGUCGUCGUCAUCUACCAGCUCAUGUGCUUGGCCGAUCUGGAGUUCGAUUACAUAAACCCUUAUGAUUCUGCAUCACGGAUUAAUGCAGUGAUCUUACCGGAGUUUAUCGGACAGGGAGUCUUGUUGCUGUUUUAUGUCUUGACAAGACAUUGGGUUAUGGCCCUCUUGUGUGUGCCAUACCUCUAUUACAAUGUGACGCUGUACAAUCAGAAAAAGCACUUGGUAGAUGUUACUGAGAUAUACAACAUGCUCAAGUGGGAAAAGAAGAAAAGGCUCUUUAAGCUGGGCUAUCUAGUAUUGUUGCUCUUCCUCUCCUUAUUUUGGUUGAUCUAUAGCGCACUGGACGAUCACGAAGAAUGAGGAUAGUCUCAUGUGGAAUUUUCACAUGUUCACGUGAUCUUCCAAUAAUGUUUGGGUUACGGGGAAUCCUGAUUUAUAUGCUUUGCUUUCAUUAUCUCGACUGAUUGGGUAUGAGGCAAGUUGCGCCUUUUCAGUCACUAUCAGGUCCUCCUCCCAUCUCUGUUUGGCUGUGCUGCUCUAUGCUAAGGAAUAUUCUCUUCCCUGUUCCAUCUCUGUCUUUGUGACGUUCCAAGCUCGAGCAGGGGUUACUCAUGGAAGUCCUUUCUGCCGAGGGUUGUAACUUACAUUAGAUUAAGCAUUUGUGCAUUAUUUAUUCUGCAAAGAGCUUUCAAUGUUGUUAGUUCUGGACCUACAAAUUCCAUGGGGAACAAGGACCUCACUUCUCAUAAUCACCAUGACUGUACUUGACUCUCUUGUUGGGCAAGUUAGAUGUGUUUGCCUCCAUAUUUGAAUCGGGAAACAUCAAAUUGGGCAA